CGGGAAAGCCUGAGCUCGUCCUAGCCCCAGCCCCCAGCCAGGGCUCUCUGGACCAGGGUGGGCCUGGCGGCGCGUGCGCGCGCCUCGCGUGCCGCCUGCUGUGAGCGCGCGUGAGUGUGCGCGCGGGCCCCGCCUGCUGCCGCAGACCGUCGGCUGGAGACCGAACCCCUCUGCAGCCCCCUCCGCCCAGCUGUUUGUCGGGAAGCCGCAGGGCCCAGGCCAAGCCUCGCCCUCCGCCUCUUUUUUGUCGCUCUCCCGCUCUCCCUUCGUCCCCGCCCUCCCGCCGCGGGUCCCCAGCUCCCGGUCGGCUCCUGGCAGCCCCGCUCUGCUCUGGCGCCUGGAGAACAGCAGGUCUCCUUCCCAACAGGCACGAUGGAGCAGAACGCAGUGACUGUGAAUGGCGUUGCUGUGGGCUCUACGCCGACCCAGCCCACCCAGAUCAACAUCCACAUCCACCAGGAGUCGGCCCUGUCAGAGCUGCUGAAGGCACUGGGCUCCCUGAAGAAGUUCCUUCCUUGGUCUAAGGACGCUCAGCCUUCCAAGACCAGGAUAAGCUAUGGGCAGCUGGCUCUCGGGGUGGCUCAGAUCCUGCUGGGGGUCGUGAGCUGUGCCAUCGGGGUGUGUCUCUGCUUCGGGCCCUGGAUCGAGCUGCGCACCUCGGGCUGCGCCUUCUGGGCAGGGUCUGUGGCGAUCGCAGCCGGGGCCGCGGCCAUAGUCCACGAGAAGCACCGGGGCAAACUUUCGGGCUCUGUGUCCUUCCUGCUCAUCCUGGCUGGUGCCGCUACGGCUGUGGCUGCUCUUAUCGUCUGUGUGAACAGCUUAACCUGGCAGACCGAUGGCUUCUUCUACAUCGACUCCGUGUGUGAUUGCCCAGGGGCUGUCGAGCCCACCACUGGGUACAUAUGGAAGCAGAGAAAAGACCGCCCAGAGUGGCAGGAGGAGCAGUGCCGGGCCUACAUGGGAAUGCUGGUGAACUUGUACCUGUCAAUCCGAGCCCUGCUGCUGGCCAUCUGUAUCCUGAAGGUUAUCGUGUCCUUGAUUUCCCUGGGCAUGCGUCUUCGCAGCCUGUGUGGCCAGAGCUCCAGCCCCCUGAAUGAGGAAGAGACAGAGAGGAAGCUACUGGGGGAGAAGUCAGUGCCCCCCUCCCCCUCUAAGGAGAAGACCCCGGCCACCAUCGUGCUGUGAGCUGCCAGAGCCCCUGCUGGGCCCCCUCUUGUGCUACGUCCUUGUCCAGAGCUGCCCAGGACCCUCCCAACCCCGUCCUUGUGCUUGUGCCCCCCCUGGGCCACCGUCCUGCCCCCUCCUGCCUCCUGCUCACAGUCCACACCCACUGCUCGCACUCUGGGGCUCGCAAAUCCAUGCACAGAUAUUGCCAUGUUUCCCCCAAUGCUGAUUAAAAAGAAAUAACCAGGAAAAGCAA
Molecule: messenger RNA, 1420 nt
Organism: Microcebus murinus (gray mouse lemur)
Lineage: Eukaryota; Metazoa; Chordata; Mammalia; Primates; Cheirogaleidae
Gene: TMEM176B
Product: transmembrane protein 176B
Biological process (GO): negative regulation of dendritic cell differentiation
Cellular component (GO): membrane
Source: RefSeq, a predicted model, not a curated record